Messenger RNA from Cryptomeria japonica (Japanese cedar), 387 nucleotides. RefSeq lists its product as uncharacterized. Bases 1 to 387 code for a protein of 128 amino acids. The record is from RefSeq and is a predicted model, not a curated record. Lineage: Eukaryota; Viridiplantae; Streptophyta; Pinopsida; Cupressales; Cupressaceae. The transcript has a single exon.
AUGAGAUCUCUUAGGGAGAACUUACAUCAUGCUCAGAAUCAGCAAAAGAUGUACACUAAUCGGCAUAGGACUGAGAGGGCAUUUGAGGUGGGUGACAUGGUUUUCCUACGCUUACAGCCAUACCGACAGAGCACCCUUAAAGGGGGGGGAGCUAAGAAGCUCAAACCUCAUUUUUAUGGGUCGUAUAGAGUUCUCAGGUGCGUUGGAGAGGUUGCUUAUGAGGUUGAGUUACCACCUGGCAGUAAAAUUCAUAAUGUGUUUCACGUAUCAUGCCUGAAAAAGGCCCUUGGACAGCAUAUUACAGUAUCACCCGAUUUGCCUCCCAUGGAUGAGGAAGGUAAAUUGACUUUGGUUCCUAAGGAGAUUCUUGAGGUGAGGGAACGAUGA